Molecule: messenger RNA, 8860 nt
Organism: Paramisgurnus dabryanus
Lineage: Eukaryota; Metazoa; Chordata; Actinopteri; Cypriniformes; Cobitidae
Biological process (GO): potassium ion transmembrane transport; regulation of membrane depolarization; sodium ion transmembrane transport
Cellular component (GO): dendrite; axon; membrane
Molecular function (GO): voltage-gated potassium channel activity
Source: RefSeq, a predicted model, not a curated record
AGUGUUGUUUCCUCUUUGUAAGUCACUUUGAAUAAAAUGCCUAAUUGUAAAAGUUUGUGUGAUUUAAAUACUCUAGAAAACAUACUGAGGAGGAAAAAAAAUCAUGUCAUGUUAUUUAAAACCCAUCUAAGAAAGUCAAAGUCAUCUAAACCCCCCAACUAUAGCCCCCAGCCACUGAAUUAAUGCCAUUUCCAGCCCUGAACAUAACGUAGGCUAUAGGUACACUUAAAGAAAAAUAUAUCAUUUAUAUUUGUUUGUUAUUUUACAGAUGGUCUCUCUGGCUAUUGUUCGUGUUUUCUAUCAGAAGUGCUUUUAUUCAGCUGGUUUAUGUUUUUUCUUUCUUCUUAAGUGUAUUUCUAUACUCGUGCUCGCACACAAAAUUGAUGAUUUAUUUCUCUCCUCCCAUCUGCGUGUCGUUAUGAUGACGCGCCUUGAUACCUGAGCAGCAGUCAGAACUGUGGAGCCGCGGACGCGCACGGAUGCUGCUGCCAUGACAACAGACUUUCACGUGCUCAGACACUGAUUUAAUAUUUAUUUAAUAUCUCUUUCGUCCUUUCCGUCACGAGAGGUCCAAGGAUCCGAGUCUGUGAGCUCAACAGGUCGAGUCUGAUGAUGAACGCGAUGUAAACUGUGGUGAUGGGAUGGAUGGGAUGGUGUUCGUGAAGGCACGAGGAAUAAAGCGCAUGUGACCCGAAGACGGACGCGCGUCCUGAGUUCCGGCUCAUUUCUCCGGCAAUUUUGGGUCUGUUUCUCCUGUUGCGCAUCUUCAUGUGUGUCUGAUUAUGAUGACGCGCCCUCAAGCGUCUGAUCAUUGACCGAUGUGCACGCGUGUGUUUGUCCUUGUCAUUGAUGAUGAACGUCCUGUAAGUGCCGCGUCUCUCCUUCACAUACCGUCUUAUAUAACAGCAUAUGUCGGACUGAGAGAGCGUGGCGUCACCGUGACAACCGGAUGCGGGAAUCCCUGGAUCAAGAAAUCUGUGACGGCUCGUCGGCGGUGUCGGUUUCGGUGAUGAAGGCGCGGUUCGGAGAGGCUGGGCCUCAAGGGCGCGCGUGAGGCAAAAUCAUGCGAAAUGAUGGACGGGCGCGUCAAGGGCGAAGGGAGCGUCAUCAACGCGCGUUUAUUCGGCGGCUCAAGGGCGUUUAAACAUGAUGAGGACGCGUCGGAGGACAGCGCGGCGUGGAGAGGCGUCCUCUGGAGGAAGCGUAAAGAACUAUCCGUCGUUUUACCGACUUUAAGGUCAAACGAACGUCAACUCGUUCUUCUUUUUCUUUACAGGCCGUAAUGAACGAUCUCACACAGAUCAGACCUGCUGCGUUUAUCUGACAGAAGUUUAACAGUCAUCAGAGAAAGAGUGCGGGCGGGCGGGCGCGCGCUGCUUUCCGAUCUGACACCCGCCUGUCAUUAUCGGUAUGGACGGGGCUGCAAAUGUCACUGCGGGUACCGCCGGUUCUGCCGCCGGGGACUCUCGAACCGUCCGCAACGGCGACUCCAAAAGGCGCAGUAAAAGCAGCCUGCCGUCUCCCGGCUACCGACUCUCACAGGCGUCCCUGGAGGGCGAUCGGGGUGAGUCGCUGCCAGGGCGACGCCGCCCGUCUAUCAUGAGCUCGACGCGCGACGGCGGGCCCUACCGCCCGUCAACGGCGGCGGGAACCCCGACCACCCCGCUGCCCCUCCCUCUCACGGGCUCGGCCCCGCCCACCGUUCAGCGUUCCGUGGGUUUCGCCGCCUACCGGGCCGCUCUGGCGUCCACCUCCUCCACGGGCACCGGGAUGGUCGUGGUGGCCGCCGGACCCGAGACCACCACCACCACGGCGGCCGGGACCCCAGAGGCCUGUCCGGGCCUGGACGGAGAAGAUUACAGCUACUCGAACCAGUCCACCUUCAUCCAGCGCCAGUUUGGGGCGAUGCUGCAGCCGGGCGUCAACAAGUUCUCACUGCGCAUGUUCGGCAGUCACAAGGCCGUGGCGCUGGAGCAGGAGAGGCUAAAAUCAGCUGGAACCUGGAUCAUACACCCAUACAGCGACUUCAGGUUUUAUUGGGACCUCCUCAUGCUUCUGCUUAUGGUGGGAAACCUCAUCAUUCUUCCUGUGGGCAUCACGUUCUUCAAGGAUGAGAACACGCCUCCGUGGAUCAUUUUUAACGUGGUGUCAGAUACUCUCUUUCUUGUGGAUUUGGUGCUAAACUUUCGGACCGGUAUCGUGAAGGAGGACAGCACCGAGAUCCUACUGGACCCCAAAGCCAUCCGUCAGCGUUACCUGAAGAGCUGGUUUCUCGUGGACUUUGUGUCUUCGAUCCCAGUGGAUUACAUCUUCCUGAUGGUGGACCUGGAAGCUCGGCUGGACUCCGAGGUUUAUCGGACCGCCCGAGCGCUGCGGAUUGUUCGAUUCACAAAGAUUCUGAGCUUGCUGCGAUUACUGCGCCUGUCUCGACUCAUACGAUACAUCCACCAGUGGGAAGAGAUCUUCCACAUGACCUAUGACUUGGCCAGUGCGAUGGUGAGGAUCGUCAAUCUGAUUGGCAUGAUGCUUCUGCUGUGUCACUGGGACGGCUGUCUGCAGUUUCUGGUGCCCAUGCUGCAGGACUUCCCAUCUGACUGCUGGGUCUCUAAAAACAGUAUGGUGAAUGACACGUGGGGCGUGCAGUACUCCUACGCUCUGUUCAAGGCCAUGAGUCACAUGCUCUGCAUCGGCUACGGCGCUCAGGCCCCUGAGGGCAUGACGGAUGUUUGGUUAACCAUGCUGAGCAUGAUCGUGGGUGCCACCUGCUAUGCCAUGUUUAUCGGGCACGCGACGGCCCUCAUCCAGUCGCUGGACUCUUCUCGGCGACAGUAUCAAGAGAAGUAUAAGCAGGUGGAGCAGUACAUGUCAUUUCAUAAACUACCAGCAGAUGUCAGACAGAAGAUCCAUGAGUAUUAUGAACAUCGAUACCAGGGCAAGAUGUUUGAUGAGGAGAACAUUCUGGGAGAGUUGAGCGAGCCGUUAAAAGAGGAAAUCGUGAGCUUCAACUGCCGCAGUCUGGUGGCUAACAUGCCACUUUUUGCUAACGCCGAUCCGAACUUCGUAACGGCAGUUCUCACAAAACUGAAAUUCGAAGUGUUCCAGCCCAACGACUUCAUCAUUCGCGAGGGAACCGUCGGCCGCAAAAUGUAUUUCAUCCAGCACGGUCGGGUCAGCGUGCUGACGCGCGGCAACAGAGAGACCAAACUCAGUGAUGGCUCAUAUUUUGGAGAGAUCUGUCUGUUGACUCGUGGCAGAAGGACAGCAAGCGUCCGAGCAGACACGUACUGUCGUCUUUACUCUUUGAGUGUGGACAGUUUCAAUGAGGUUUUGGAGGAGCAUCCCAUGAUGAGACGGGCUUUCGAGACCGUGGCAGCUGACAGACUUGAUCGGAUUGGUAAGAAGAACUCUAUUUUGUUGCGCAAGACCUCUCAGGGAGGAUCUGUGGCAGGUAGCAGUUUGGGACGGGGCGGAGGCAGCCGCGGCGGGGGAGCAGGCGGUGCCGGCUUGGGUUCCUGUGACAGCAUGUUGGUUCAACAGAUAGUUAAGCAUGACAGCAUGCCCGCCAUGCAGGACCUUUCUGUUGGCAACCGUGGCAGCAGCGGAGGCACAGUCUCACCUCGCCCUCAUCCGGUGAUCUGGGCGCCUCUGGUCCAUGCACCUCUCCAGACCGCGGCUGCCACAACCAACGUGGCCAUUGCCUUGAUGCAUCAGCAGCAGCAACAGCAGCAGUUACAGCAGCAGCUACAGCAGCAACAUGCCCUAGGAGCCCCCAUUUUCCUUCCCUCCACUCUUCCUAUUUCGCCCUCUCCCUUGCCCUGCCCUCUUUCACCUCCCCGUCCACCCAUGCUGCACCCUAGGCAGUCAUUUAGCUCCCUAAUAGGAUUAAUGGGUGGACUGCCCUCCAGAGGAGUUCCAUCUUCUGUAACUCCCACGCCCUCCGCGAUGGGGCCGACUGCUAUGGGAGUGGCUACUGCAGCAGUUGGAGGUGUUGUUGGUGUCACAAAAACUCCACCUACACCUGCAUCUGCAGUUUCUGCCCCCCUGCAAGCAGGCAAAACUCUUCAUCACAAUUCCCGCUUUCACAUAGAACCCACAAAAGGGAGUCAGACAUCACCUCUCAAUAAAGCUGUGCCUCCCUCUUCAGCCGUUGCAGCGGUGUCCAGUGAAGGACGAAAUCUGGGUUCUAGUCAGCAGGGGGCUAAAGAGGCAUUACUGCGUCAUGUUGGAGGAGGCAGCACCCAGGGUCUCCCAAUGAUAGGUCGGCUUACUCAGGAGGCCAGAUUGCUCUCUGCCUCCCAACCAACCCUGCCUCAUCGUGGAUGGGCGGCUGUACAGCCUCACCCGCCGCUUCAUCGUAAAGCCUCUGGAGGAAACUUGCUGCCAGCACCCUUCCUUAUGUCCUCAGGACUUGCUAGAGGAGGAAGUGCAGGUGUUCUGAGCUCAAAUGUUCCACACCCCGGUGUAGCACAAACACCCAUUCACACACCUCUGAUGUUGCCCUCUCAGCUGGUACAUGCACCUCCACUCCCAGCAGUUUUAGGGUCCACUCUAUCACCUCUUGCCCCCUUCACCUCCUCAAAACAGCCCCCUCUUUGUUCCACCAACCCCCCUUCAGCCUUUACAUCCUCUGCUCUAGGUGUCUCUCAAAUCCCGCGCCCCAAACCUGGCUCUGCGAUAUUGACUCCUCCCUCAACAUCUCCUCCUCCCUCACUCUGCCCUCUUUCUACCUCUCAGUUGAUCUCCAGUUCUCCAGCUUCUUCCUCUGGCCCCUCUUUGACACAGCACUCGCGCACCAAACUCUCUCAGACACCUCCACCUCCUUCACCGUUGUCUUGCACCACCAACUCAACACCCACUGUAACUCCUUCUCAAACUCCCAUUCAAACCCCUACCCAUACCAGGACCCCAACCCCAAUUCAAACUCCGAUUCAAACUCCCACCCAAACUAGAAUACCAACCUCUGUUCAAGACCUGAUUAAGACAUCUUCCCAAACUCAAGCAUCAACUGUCACCCAGUCUAAAACAACAGCUGUCAUUCAAACCCAGUCCCAAGCUAGAUGUCCAACUUCUGUCCAGAUCCUUACAGCUACACAAACUCAAAUUCAGUCUAAUUCUUCAGUUCAGAGUCCAGUUUAUGUCCAACCCCAAGCAUCCAUGCAAACUACCACUAAAACUCUAAGCUCAACUUUGAGCCAGAGUACUGCAUUCCAGACCGCAGCUGCUGUCCCGGUUCUUGGGCCUCCUUCAGCACAUUCACCAGGAUCCAGUCAAAGCCAGACUUCCACUCCCAUCAAUAGCCCCGCUCAGAGCAGAUCUUCAACUCCUGUUAUAACUCCUUCCCAGACACCUGUACAAACUCCUACCACUCAAACCUUAAAUACAUCUCAAGUUUCAGUUCCUAACCAAACCCAUGCCCUUAAACAAACUCAAUCUGUAAUAGCCCCUGAUACUGCAUCUUCUACUGUGUCACAGACUCUUGCAAUCAGUCCUUCCCUUGCUGUUCAACCUUCAACUGCAUCACAUUUUUCUGCACUCAGUCCAUCUCCUGCAUCUUCUACUGCAUCAAAUUCCCCUGCACUCAGUCCAUCCCCUGCCACUGCACCUUAUACUGCAUCACGUUCUCCUGCACUUAGUCCAUCUCCUGCAUCUUCAACUGCAUCACGUUCUCCUGCCCUCAGUCCAUCUCCUGCAUCUUCAACUGCAUCACGUUCUCCUGCCCUCAGUCCAUCUCCUGCAUCUUCAACUGCAUCACGUUCUCCUGCCCUCAGUCCAUCUCCUGCAUCUUCUACUGCAUCACAUUGUCCUGCACUCAGUCCAUCCCCUACCACUUCAUUCAAUCCUACUGUAAAUUCGUCUCCCAUUUCCACCUCUACUGGCCUCCAGACCUCCUCCACUAUCACUUCACCAAAAGAAGAAAGUAAAAUCUUGGAUGUGCCUCAGAAACAGAGAGACUCUGAGACAAAAAGACAGAACUCUUCUGCUAACAUAUGAUGAGUAGGUGGACACUGAGGCAAAUAUCUGGUCCGGGCCUCAUGUUGUUCAAUGGCAGCGUUUAGGAGCUGAAUUACAUGCAAGAACAUAUCAGUUAUAUCAAUGCAGACUCUGAAGGUUUCAUGAGCAUGCUGUGCUGGUCUGAUCUUGGGAAAAACGUGUUUUCUCCCACGUAUCAAGAUCCAAUGAAACAGCUGCAAGUCUUCAAUUCAGUAGUUGAGUCUGAUUUAGUGUGUCUUAUUUGUUGUCCACUAUCCAAUAGCUGAUGUAGCUACAUGAAGGAGUAAAUUAAAUGAAACAAAAAAACAGUUUGUGAUCCUGAAAACAUUUUACCAAACACUAGAGGUAGUUGGUCUAAUGAGUGUUGGAUGCCCUUUUAGACCUUAAUACUGUUCAUCUGAUAGAUGAAAGAUUUUAAUUUUUGAUAGUAUAGAUACUAUUUCUGUCAUUUGCCAAAAAAUGUUGCUGAUAAUCUUAAAGCGAAUGUAGUUACAGAAGACUGAGCUGUAUCUCUGCCACUACUGUCUAUUGUUAUUGUGAGGAAGUACAAUCAGCAGUAGUUUUUUUAAUAGAGCACAUCUACCACUUUAUCUAACAUCAGGAGUUUAGCCUUAAAUCAGCUUUAAAUGGCCAUUAUGAAUUCAUCUCCAGAUUUUUACUGGGAUCAACAUGGCACUGAAACCUUGAAAAAACAAACAUCAUUUUCUGGUCAGUAAAGAGGUCCACUGCCUGUAGAAUGAGCUAUUAGAUAACGCGUUUCACAUUGUUGCCCUCAUUCAUGUGUGUAGAAAUCUUUAUGAAGACCACCAGCUGGGGAGUUUUCAAACAUAUUAGCUGUGUCCCAAUUCAAGGGCUGCAACCUUAUAAGCAUGCAACCUUAAAAGGUGAGCACUCAGUCUUUCAAGGUGGAAGCCUCAGAAGUUCGCGAAGAGAACUAAAAUGAGACUGUCUAACCUUUGGAUGACCCAUAACUGGCGUCACCUGCUGCACGCGCCUGUCAGCAGGACACAGCUGAGACGUUUCUGACUUAAUAAAAUAAAUAUGAAAUCCAAAAAAUAUAAAUUUAUUUUAGAAAUAUGACACGUUGAUGUAUAUUAAACUAUUCAACAGUAUACCAAAUUAAUCAACCUUAUAAAUAUACACAACAUAAAAAGAAUAAUAUUAACACAAAACAUAACUUAUAAUACUAAAACAGUGACAAGAAAAAAUGUUUUCUGAUAAAUACACUUUUAUUUAAUAAAGGUUUUAAUUGUUUAUUUUAGAAUAUCCACCCAUUAUAUGCAGACGCGCAAUGACUCUUGGGAUAUCCUCGGCUGUUAAGGAUGCAUUCGUUCUAUCCUUAACAGUGCGGAGAAAUGAGGACGCAUUUUGAGGCUUCAUUCUAAGCAUCCUUUGAAUUGGGACGGCCUUACUAGCCUCAAGUUGCGCUGCUGUGACGCAAUUGGUCUUAAAAUACGUCAUUAGAAGGUUGCAGCCUUUGAAUUGGGACACAGCCAUUCUGUCAUUAGAGACUGAAUGUCACAAGAGUAGAAUCACAGUAGAAAAAAGUUUUUCAAAAGCAAAUCAUUUCUUUUAAAAUACAUUUAUAAUGUAAUGUGUUCAAGUGUUCUCAGGCGGCACCAUAUUGAAAAGAUGUUUCGAUGAAGUUAACGUAGAUUUCACUGCCUAUAAACCUCUGGUGCACUGUAUAGUAAGUUCUGUGGAAAAUAUAUUUCUGCAAAACAAAACCAAUUCAUUAUGCUCUCUUUUGUGCACUUCCAUUUAUUAAAAUAUUAACAAGCGAUCACCUGUCAGUAUAAAUUUAAAUCAAAUUUGAAAAUGAUGUAAUAUCACUGUAAUGGCAAACCUUUAAGCAUUUUAGCUGUUUAGGUCACUUUUCUUUAAGACUUGAUUGUGGAAAUAUAAAAAAACCUGCACAGUAAAAAAACAAUGAAGGAAUGUUUGAUCGAUGCCAUCACUUCAUUCAUUUUCUUUUCAAUCAUUAUGCAGCAUAAGACAAUUUUUAAAGAAGAUGCACAGACUCUUUAACUUUAAAUGUGAUUGGGUAAAGAAAGUGCACAGUUUGAUUUUAGAUGAAUGUUAUUGCAGCCGCUUAUGUUUUCUUAUGCAAUAAAAUAAAAACAAACUUUAAUCGAUGGCCAAUGUGACAUGCUCUGCAGCAGCAUUUCAUAUCAUACAAUUCAGUGUCUAGAAGUGUAACACUUGAUAUCAAACGUUAUUGUUUAAUGUUCAAUGAAAUGUCAGAUUUGCCAUUAUAUAACUUCUAAUUUGUGACUUAAUGAAAGAAGACUUAUUAAAAGCUCUCAUAUAUAUUUUAUCUUUUGAUAAAACAUGAAGCAAUUUAUUAGUAGUUUUUUUUUGUCUCAGGUGUUUGAUGUUAGUUUUGGACUAUAUGACUAUUAAGUUAAUAUGCUAAUUAACUACUGUAAGUGACAUUGUGUUUGUUUUAAUCGUGUGUUACAGUAAAUUUGCUCCUUCUUACCUGCACAGCGGUGCUUUAGCUUCAGCUAGACAGAUUCUGUCAAUAUCACUGCCUCUGUAUGUCUGUCAGUACCCCAUAAUACUGUACACACAUCUGAUGUCUUAAGCUUUCUCUCAGUGCUGUUGUACUGUAGUUGCUCAAACACACACACAGUCAGUAUGAAUCUCUAUCUUGUUGUGCUCAGUGCUGUUCUUAAGUGUUUUGUGCCGAUAGUGAGAUUUUCUCCUCUAAUACCAUGUUGCCUAGAUUGCACAUUUAAGGACCAAAUGUUAAUUUUUAUUUGUCGUCACAGCUUUUGAGAAAAAUAAAUAAUAAAAAUACCUGCUAAAAUAUAUAAGAUAAACAAUGAUGAACGAUUGAAAAUGUUUUUUGCCAAAUCACAAUAAA